AUGAAAGUUUUGCUUGUCUCUCAAUGUAUAUGGGAGAUUGUGGAGAAAAGUUAUGAGAAGCCACCAGAUGAAGAAAGUUUGUCUCAAAAAAAGAAGGAAACAUUGUUAAAGACGAAGAUGAAAGAUCAACUUGUUGUCACCUUCAUCUAUCAAUGUUUAGAUGAUUCUAUGUUUGUCAAGGUUGUCGAUACUACUACCUUAAAGGAAGCUUGGGAGAUUUUUGAGAAAUCACUUCAAGACAUUGGCAAAGUGAAGAAGAUGAAACUUCAAUCUCUAAGGGGAGAUUUUGAAGCUUUGAAGAUGAAGGAUUCCGAAUCAAUUUUAGAUUAUUGCUCAAGGGUGCAGACAAUUGUUAAUCAAAUGAACAUAUAUGGAGACAAAAUAGAAGAUGUUUGUGUGGAGGAGAAUUUUUUUUGUUAUUUAACCUCUAAGUUCGAUUAUGUUAUGUAUCUUAUUGAGAAGUCAAACGAUUUUGACUCAAUGUUUAUUGGAGAGUUAGAAGGUUCUUUACAAGCUCAAGAAGAAAGAACGAAGAAAAGACAAGAAGAGUCAUUAGAGCAAGUUCUCGAAGACCGAAGCUUCAUUGAAGGAUGUUGA
Molecule: messenger RNA, 597 nt
Organism: Cicer arietinum (chickpea)
Lineage: Eukaryota; Viridiplantae; Streptophyta; Magnoliopsida; Fabales; Fabaceae
Source: RefSeq, a predicted model, not a curated record